Balaenoptera acutorostrata (minke whale) is the source of this 978-nucleotide messenger RNA. RefSeq lists its product as uncharacterized. NCBI's taxonomy places the organism in Eukaryota, Metazoa, Chordata, Mammalia, Artiodactyla, Balaenopteridae. Gene Ontology annotation, biological process: protein polyubiquitination; ubiquitin-dependent protein catabolic process. The coding region runs from base 1 to 978 and encodes 325 amino acids. Gene Ontology annotation, molecular function: ubiquitin conjugating enzyme activity. The record is from RefSeq and is a predicted model, not a curated record. The transcript has 3 exons.
AUGCGUCUUGGUCACUGGGAGACGGCUGAGGUGUGGGAGCUACUGGAGCGCCCGGCGGCUCCGGGUGGUGGUGGCGGCGCAGACGAAGAAGGCGGCCCCGGCCCCGGCCCGUCCCGCGCCCCCACGGCCCCGCGGCCCCAAGCGCCCCCGGCCCCGGGCCCGUCCGCCGCCGCCAUGGCCCGGCCGCUGGUGCCCAGCUCGCAGAAGGGGCUGCUUCUGGAGCUCAAGGGGCUGCAGGAGGAGCCGGUGGAGGGCUUCCGGGUGACCCUGGUGGACGAGGGCGACCUGUACAAUUGGGAGGUGGCCAUCUUCGGGCCCCCCAAAACCUACUACGAGGGCGGCUGCUUCAAGGCGCGCCUCAAGUUCCCCAUUGACUACCCCUACUCUCCGCCGGCCUUUCGCUUCCUGACCAAAAUGUGGCACCCCAACAUCUACGAGACUGGGGACGUGUGCAUCUCCAUCCUCCACACCCCCGUCGAUGACCCCCAGAGCGGGGAGCUGCCCUCGGAGCGGUGGAAGCCCACGCAGAACGUCAGGACCAUCCUCCUGAGCGUCAUCUCCCUCCUCAAAAAAAAAAAAAAAAAAAAAAACAAGAGGGGAAAAGGCACUUCCAUGCCACUCUCUUGGUUCGGGAAGUGUCAGAGAAACCCCUGUAGCUGGUCUGGCCCGGCGCUGACCUGGCAUCUACAGGGGACAACUGGUCCCUUGUGGCCUUUUGGGACACUGUGCAAUCAUUGCCUGCAAGAGUCCACGUACACCAGACUGCAGGGAGCUGGAGGCUCUGCCUCAGACCAUGGUCAAACCCAAGGCCAAGAUGCUAUGGCUCCCAAGCCAAAGCCAGCUUCUCCUUGGCCUGCAAAGGCUUGCAGCCUCUCAGGAGCUGUAGAUGAGAAAAGGCCCCAGUGUUCUCAGGCUCCCCGUUCCCAGCAGCAUAUUUCUAGCACAACCUGUUCUACUUCCCAAGCUUCCACCUUGUAA